AUAAACUACAAAACAGAGCAAGUACAGCAGAAGGGACUGAAUUACAAUUGUGGGGUAUGCUUGUCACAAUACCAUUGCUUACUCGGGAUAAUCAUUAGUCUUGUGUAUCUAAAUGAGUGACUUACAUGAGCCGCUCGGUACAAGUGACAAAUUUGGGAACACCGACAUUUUGAUGUCCCAUUUAAGUAUGUCGAUACAGUAGCAUUGUUUAUGCUUAAUUAUAUCUUCGAUCGCGAUUGUCACGACACUCGAGCACUCAGCGCAAAUAUCACCUAAAAAUACACAAAUCGGAAAAAUAUGGAAGACCAAACAAUCAUUUCUGACCUUGCUUUCAAAGGAUGGAUGGCCUUUGACAAGAACGCCAUAGUAGAUGGGUUGAAACUAACACCUUUCCAACCGAAGAAAUGGGAAGAGACCGACAUAGAUGUCAAAGUUACUCACUGUGGUCUCUGCGCAAGUGACAUGCAUACUUUGCGAAGUGGAUGGGUAAGAAAUUCUACCCCUAUUUUGAUUCAAUCUCACAUGUUCUCGGCUAGGGACCUACUAAUUAUCCAUGCUGUACCGGGCAUGAGACUGUGGGAGAGGUAAUUCGAGUAGGGAAAGCAGUCGAGCGAAAUAUUGCGUUAGUCCAUCCUAUAAAUAGCUGGAAUUCUGUCCGCUAACAGAAAACAGUAUUGGUGACCGGGUAGGAAUUGGUCCUAUAAUUCACGUCUGUGCCCAGAAAGAUUGCCCGGAAUGUAGCCAGGGGAUGCCAAACUACUGUCCACGGAAAGUUGCUGCAUAUGAUGGUUAUCUCCCAGAUGGCAGCAAGACCUUCGGCGGCUUUGCAAAUUACUGUCGAGUUCCGGGCGCCGCUGCCAUUCGUAUUCCCAAAGCACUAAGCAGCGCAGCAGCGGCACCAUUGCUAUGUGCUGGCAUUACCACCUUCGUUCCAUUAGCGGAACACAAAGGAGAAGGAAAGCGAGUUGGAAUAAUUGGUAUUGGGGGUUUGGGGCACUUUGCAAUCAUGUUUGCAAGAGCUUUGAAGUUUCAGCAUGUUGUUGCAAUUUCACGAAGUGAGAGCAAGCUCGGCGACGCCAUCAAGUUGGGUGCAAAAAGCUACAUAGCCACCGAAACCGACACAGAUUGGGCAGAGAAGCAUGCAAAGUCGCUCGACGUGAUUAUUUGUACUGUGUCAUCCGCUGACAUGCCACUAAACAAGUACUUGGGUUUGCUCAGGACAGGAGGCCAUUUCUGCCAAGUUGGACUGCCAGACGAUCCUAUGCCGCCGCUUGAAAUAUUUGGGCUGGUUGAGCGGAAGAUCUCAAUUCAUUUCAAUGACAUAGGCUCAGUCAAGGAGACAGAAAACCUAUUGAAAUUUGUGGUGAGGGAACAGAUUAAGUCAUGGGUUGAGACGCGAAAGAUGAGUGAUGUGAACAAUGUUCUGAAGGAGAUGGAGGCUGGAGACGCAAGAUAUCGAUAUGUUUUGGUAAAUGAUGCUUAGAUCGACUCAGAAGGCCAAUGAAUGAUGGGCAGUCCUACAAGAUGUGGAAUUACAUUGUCCGUCCCCGGUGUAGAAGAUGAAAAGUUUGAUAGGCAGGUUGAUGGAACGGAUGGGUUUGCUUGUACAUCAACGCAUGAUGAAGAUGGAAGGGUAAAA
This is a messenger RNA of Sclerotinia trifoliorum, 1639 nucleotides long. NCBI's taxonomy places the organism in Eukaryota, Fungi, Ascomycota, Leotiomycetes, Helotiales, Sclerotiniaceae. The record is from the annotation of a GenBank genome assembly.